Molecule: messenger RNA, 764 nt
Organism: Gossypium arboreum
Lineage: Eukaryota; Viridiplantae; Streptophyta; Magnoliopsida; Malvales; Malvaceae
Product: copper transporter 5-like
Exons: 1
Coding region: 214-618 (134 amino acids)
Biological process (GO): copper ion transmembrane transport; intracellular copper ion homeostasis
Cellular component (GO): plasma membrane
Molecular function (GO): copper ion transmembrane transporter activity
Source: RefSeq, a predicted model, not a curated record
GCCCUUUUUCUUUUCCCCAAUUAAACCUUAACUUCGAUUCCAAGCUUGGCAUUUGCCAAUCGUAUCCCACAAAGGGCAUAAUGGUAAAUUAAAAAACUCCAUCCUUGAGAACUAGAUGAGUUUCACUUUCAUUUCUGAUCAGAAUUCCCGACCAAACCAAAGCCAUCAAUCAAAAUCUUAAAGAAAAUUUUCUUUUUCUGUGUACAAAAGAAGAUGCAUUUGACAUUAUAUUGGGGUAAAAAUGUAACCCUCCUCGUUGAUUCAUGGAAAACCGAUUCAUGGCUAAGUUACCUCUUCACUCUACUCGCUUGUUUCCUCUUCUCUUCCUUUUACCAGUACAUGGAAGACCGCCGCCUCCGUUUCCGAUCCCUCUCUUCCUCCUCCUCCUCCGCCGUUCCUCUCCUCCCCAAAUACCAACGCUCUGCUAAAUUCGCGACGGCCGUGCUCUUCGGUGUCAACUCAGCAAUUGGGUAUCUCCUAAUGUUGGCCUUAAUGUCGUUCAACGGCGGCGUUUUCUUGGCCGUCGUUUCGGGACUAGCUGUUGGGUACUUGUUUUUCAGGCUUAUCGACGAUGAGGAACCAUGGGUGGUGAUCGACAACGCUUGCGCUUGUGCUUGAUAUAACUUCAUUUUUACCAAUAUUUUUUUCUUUGUACAUUAUACCCCUAUUUCUUGUACCUAUAAUCAACGUUUCAUCGUGAUUAGCGUUGAUUAUUAAUGAGCUUACAAAAUACGAAAAUUAAUUAUUGAAUUUACUUUGAUAAA